CAGAAAGCCGUGAAAACAGCAGCGAGAGAUGGAGUUUUGCUGUCUGACAGAGUGAGUGUUGUUGCCCCGUUUCCAUGGCAACUCCCGCAUUUGGAUGGGACUCCGCACGCGCAUCAAAAUCACGCAGCAUUUACACAAAUAAACAUCAGAACAACAUUACAUAAAUAAUAAAUCCGCUGUUAAAGUUACACCUUGAUUUCAGUUGUUUGUUUCGUCACCCAUGGGUGCACACAAAUUUACCUACUUUCAUAAACGUCUGAAAAGUACUGAUCAGUGCAUAAAGCAGCAGGAAAAAUAUAGAGUAAAUUUGUAAAUAUAUUGUUAACAGCAUUAAUAUUUUGAGAACGAGAAAUAUCAAACUCCUGAAAGAAAACUGUAACUGAAACAGAUGUUGUUAAGCUCACAAAUAUCAUUAAAACAUUAUAAACUAUUUGCUUUUAAAACAUAAAAAUUAAAUACAGACUUGAAUGUUGGGAACAUUUCAUCAAAGUUUAUGUAAAACCAGUGCAGAUCCCCCUAUAAACACUGAAACCAUGACAAAGUUAAUAUUAUACUGAAGUAGGCUGAGAUCAUCUUUGAAAACCUAAACACAAAAAACAACAUUUUUCUUCACAAAUACUCAAUUUUUAUCUUUGUGUAACAGAGUCAAUGCACUCUGUUAAAUAGCUACUAUUUUUACAAUUUGCUACUUUUAAUUAUUUUGUUCAUUAUUUGUGAAUUUUAUUAAGCGGUUAUUUUUAUUUGUGUCCUGUGAUAAUAUAAUACACAUCGUCGUUUUUGUACCUCCCGGGUUUCCGUACCUCUUCGCUUCCUCUCCUCGCUCCGUCUCAUUGCUGCUGUGCAUCGCUGAGGGUAAGUUGUGUGGAGAAAUGUUGCUGAAAACAUUUCUUUUUCUUCUGGGAAAGCUAAUUGUUUAUGUUGUAAGUUUUAAUGUUUGUGAUGUUAAUGAAAGCUUUGUUGCGUGAUUUUGUUUUGUUUCGCCGCUAAUGUAAUUUUUGUAGGAAUUUUCAGGUCUCAGAGUUUAGUAUUGGUGCUAAAAGCAGGUUAGCAAAUCGCCAUUUUAUACUAAUGUAACUUGUAUUUUGCAGUACUUGUACUUGGUGUCUUCUUUGCUUAAGUAAAAGUUGACUGGUUACACUUGCAUUGAUUAAAUUUACAUUACAUAAGAAUUAUGUGGAUGGAUAUUUGUAGGGUGUAGAUUAGGGUCUGAAUCUCACUUGUCUUUGAUUUUCAUUUUAUAAGGUUGAGCUGAUCUGCUGUUGAUCCUGAAUGGCUUGUUUAAUGAGACUCUAGUCUGAAGCUCAUCAAUAUAAUCGGAGCUGCUGAAAUCCUCUUUAGCUCAUAUCAGUAGUUUCUGUUUUCACCUCAUUCAUUAUGCUGAGGUGUAAAUUCCCUCAUUUAGCUCAUUUUAUUGGUGUCAACCGAGAGUGUAGAUUUGCUUUUGAUAUUAGUGGGAAACUAAUUUGAUGAUGACAUAUUUCUUCAGCUAUUUUACAUGUUAAUUUGAUCUGUCAUGUUUUCCCACAAUGACAUGUUUUACCAGGUGGGUGUGAUUUUGAGUUUGUCAAAUAUGAUGUGAUCCUGGAUUAAAAUCGAUGUUGAAACUUAAAUAUCAUUUUUGUUCAAAAAAUGUAAUUUAUACCUAAUCCCAACCUAUAAACCAAACCCUAACUGUAGUGUUUCCCUUAAGUUUACAGUUUGCGAGCGUGACAGGGCUGUUUAGACUCACUCUACCUUGAAAAGGCUUACAUUACAUUUUGAUUAUUUUUAAUCUUGGCAGAUCUGCUCUUCCUACAUUUCGAAGCUCUUCCUCCUUUGGGUGUAAAUGCUGUAAUUUUCCAAUCAGCCCACAAGUGAAGAUGAUCACCAGAACAUCAUCAAGAAGUGAAAUCUGCAAAGGCAAGAGUUUAUUAAAGGACCGUGAGAACAUGAGUAAUCCAGACCCCUGCAAAACUACACAUGAAGAUACUGAACAACAAACAGACCCAUUUGGGGAGAAUAAGGAGAGUGAAGAGGAGAAACGUCAUGUUGAAGCUGAGAAAAACCCUAAUUUACAGACUUCUGGUGUUUUAAAAAGGAGAGACAAGAAUCGUUUGACCUGCACUCAGUGUGGAAAGAGCUUCAGAACCAAAAAGAGUCUUAAGCUUCACAUGAGGAUCCACACCGGAGAGAAACCAAUCAAGUGUACUCAGUGUGGAAAGAGUUUCCGAUACUCAUCAAGCCUUAAUUUACACAUGAGGAUCCACACAGGAGAGAGACCAUUCACAUGCACUCAGUGUGGAAAGAGUUUCAAACACUCAUCACACCUUAAUCAACACAUGAGGAUCCACACUGGAGAGAGACCAUUCACAUGUACUCAGUGUGAAACAAGUUUCUGAGACUCAUCAACCUUUAACAAACACAUGAUGAUCCACACUGGAGAGAAACCAUUCACAUGUACUCAGUGUGGGAAGAGUUUCAGAGACUCAUCACACCUUAAUUAUCACAUGAUGAUCCACACUGGAGAGAAACCAUUCACCUGUACUCAGUGUGGGAAGAGUUUCAGACACGUAUCGAGCUUCAAUAAACACAUGACGAUUCACACGGGAGUGAAACCAUUCAUAUGUUCUCAGUGUGGGGCGAGUUUUAGCCUAUCAUCAUCCCUUAAUCAACACAUGAGGAUCCACACUGGAGAGAAACCAUUCACAUGUCCUCAGUGUGGGAAGAGUUUCAGACACUCAUCAAACUUUAGUAAACACAAGAUGAUCCACACUGGAGAGAAACCAUAUGCAUGUUCUCAGUGUGGGAAGAGUUUUAGCCACUCAUCACACCGCAAUAGACACAUGAGGAUCCACACUGGAGAGAAACCACACACAUGUACUCAGUGUGGGAAGAGUUUCUCCCAACUAUUAUCCCUUAAUCAACACAUGAUGAUCCACACUGGAGAGAAACCGUUCACAUGUUCUCAGUGUGGGAAGAGUUUCAGCCUAUCAUCACGCCUUACUCAGCACAUGAAGAUCCACACCGGAGAGAAACCACACAAAUGUGAUCACUGCAGCAAAACAUUUCUGAGGCCUUCAAAGCUGAAGGUCCAUCUUGCACUUCAUAGAAGUGAGAAGCCUUAUUCAUGUCCUGUGUGUGAAAAGAGUUUUACAUUGGAGUCCAAAUUAAAAAGGCAUCAGACGUCCCACACUGCUGUUAGACAGUAUAUGUGCUUUGAGUGUAAGAAGACUUAUAUUACAGCUACACAACUGAAACUGCACGAGAGAAUUCACACUGGAGAGAAACCUUUCAAGUGUUCACACUGUGACAAGAGAUUUAGUCUGUUAGGUUCUCUAAAAUCGCAUGAGAAGGUUCACACUGGAGAGAAACUGUACAAGUGUUUACAGUGUAGCAAGAGGUUUAGUCUUUUAGGAACCCUGAGAAGACAUGAGAGGAUUCACACUGGAGAGAAGCCGUACACAUGUGAUCAGUGUUCUCAGAGUUUCACAUACCCAGAGCAGCUUAAGAAACACAUGAACAUCCACACUGGAGAAAAGCUGCACAAAUGACAUCAAUGCAGCAAAAUGUUUUCUCCAGUGAAAAGGUGUUUCAUGUCUGAACAUCAGAUAAUUCUGGUGUGAGAGAUUGAGUGUGAAAAGUAGAGAAAUUGACUUGGGAAUUAUCAGUGAACAGAGUAAGAGAUUGAGCAAUUGGUCUGUAAUGAUAUGGUCAUCAGGAUCAGCACCAGUCUAUUAGAAUAUUGGAGCGGUUACUAUAGCUGUAAUAAUAGAUGAGAUUGAAUUGAUGCAAGACCUUACCAGAACUUACCUUUCAAGUGUGCCAUGCCAUGCCAGGCAAUGCCAUAAAAGUUCUGUAAUACGAAAAAAUUAUGUUACACAUGAAUAUAAGCAAAUAUUAGGUCAUUAUACAUCUUUAGUACACUGAGAAUUUGUUUUCAUUAUUAUUAUUUAUGUGAUUAUUACAAUAUUAUGUUUUCUUCUUACCUCUCUUCUUGUCUUUCACAGUUGUCGCAUUAUCACUCACUUGAGUCUAUUGAUGCACAGACACUCAGUUGCACGUCAUGAUCAAGAUCAGCGUUUUUAGAUAAUCUUGGGUUAGUAGACCAGAAGGAUCAAAUUUAAAAAACCCAUCUGCAAUCAGGAUCGGUGGGUGUAGAUUGGAUAUUCAGAGUUCAACAGUGAUGUUGGACCACAAGCAUCGCUCAUCCACUGAAAAAUGGCACUCUAAACAGCAAUGUUUUUUAUCGUGUAAGAUGCCUCGGCUUUAUUUGUUGUUUUAUGCAUCUAGGAUAAUUUUUAUAUAAUGUAGGGAUGCAUAAUAUAUCAUAGGCCAUAUUUAUCGGACGAUAAAUGCUUUUUUUCAAGAUUAUCGUUAUUGAUCCGAAGUCUAAAUUAGGCCGAUAUCUUUAAGACGAUAAGUUAGGUAGUUGUACAGAACUGCCUGCCUCACGCAUGGGUGGGUGGAACUUGUUUAGACUUGUCCAGUGCACUAUAGUGGAUCUCUCCUCACAUAGUUUAUUCCUUCAAAGUCUGUCCUUUCUUCAUGUGGUAUUGCUGUGCUUUAAUAACUCAGUAAAUAAAUACGUUCCUUAUCAUUGUAGAUAUGUUUGAUUGAGUGCCAUUGUGUGUUUUGCUUUAAAUCGCCUCAGGAAAAAAUAUUACAUGUGUAAACAUUACAGCAGCGAUGCACGUGUGCUAAACAACUUGUUGGGUUGUUUGUAAUGUAAUAUGAUUAUCUGUUAUUAUCAAGGCAUUGCGUGCCAUGUGUUGUUGAUGUAAGAUUACAGCAUGACUCAAAAAUAGAGUACAACUAAAAAAUUUUUAUCAGGGCUAAAAAAGGUGUAAAUAGAUAAUUAGUUUUAAUGUUGAUUAAAAAAAACAUGUCUGGCCUAUUUAAGCUUAAAGACUGUUCGCUGCCAAUAGGCUGGCCAUUCAGUAAAGAUUAUUUUACUGUGUACUCGGUUAUAAUGUAUAGUUUACAAUAAAAAUAUUUGUAAUUUUA
Messenger RNA from Danio rerio (zebrafish), 4983 nucleotides. Lineage: Eukaryota; Metazoa; Chordata; Actinopteri; Cypriniformes; Danionidae. The record is from RefSeq and is a predicted model, not a curated record.